AGGCGCAGGCGGAGGAGCAAGAGAGGCAGGCACGGUUCGCCGAGGCGCAGGAGCGACUACGGGGAGGGUCUGGCCCGACCAGAUUCGGCAGCGCCACCUCCCUGGGGGACGAGGAGUCCGGCGCCCUCGCGCCCUCCCUCGGGCACGGUGGCGACCCCCACGGCGAGGACCGGAGGAGUUCGACUUCGGCGACAUAAUGAUCCACCAGGUCAUCGAGACGAUCGAGUAUGUCCUCGGUACGGUGUCGCACACCGCCUCGUACCUGCGGCUCUGGGCCCUGUCCCUGGCGCACCAGCAGCUCUCCCUCGUCUUCUUCGGGGUGCUCCUCAGCGGGCUGUCGAUGCCCUUCCCGCUCAACGUUUUCACCACCUACAUCGCGUUCGCCUUCUGGUUCUCGGUGACGGUUGGCAUAUUGUGUGGUAUGGACACCAUGGAGUGUUUCUUGCACACGUUGCGGCUACACUGGAUCGAAUUCCAGAGCAAGUUCUACAAGGCAGACGGCCACGCCUUCGAGCCGUUCUGGCACCGGACCGUCCAGGAGAAGGUCGAGGACUGAGCGGCGCCCCGAGAGGCCUCGCGCGGCGCGCACCUGGCGCGGACCCCGCCGCGAGGCCACGGGAGAGGCCCCGCUCGCGGGCGGCCUCGGUCGGAGGAGGACACUUCAGGACACUGCGAAGGGAUGUUCACCGAGCACUCCCUGUGGUCCCCUCGCACCUGGCGUGCGAGGGAGCACUCCUGACAAGAGCUGCGAAGGGGUGCUCGCGGAGGCACGCGCCACGGCUCUGCCGCCGUACCGCAGUGCGCGCUGUGGCGCGCGGGCGCGCGCGCCGAGAGUGCGCGAACACGGAGAGGCGACGCACUCGCGGAGGCACAGCGCCACCGGCCCGCGGCACC
This is a messenger RNA of Prorocentrum cordatum, 894 nucleotides long. The record is from the annotation of a GenBank genome assembly. NCBI's taxonomy places the organism in Eukaryota, Dinophyceae, Prorocentrales, Prorocentraceae.